Messenger RNA from Cucumis melo (muskmelon), 654 nucleotides. RefSeq lists its product as uncharacterized. The transcript has a single exon. The record is from RefSeq and is a predicted model, not a curated record. Bases 40 to 573 code for a protein of 177 amino acids. NCBI's taxonomy places the organism in Eukaryota, Viridiplantae, Streptophyta, Magnoliopsida, Cucurbitales, Cucurbitaceae.
UUCUUCUCCUCUUUUUUAUUUACUUCCAUAGCUCUGAUUAUGUCUAUGCUUUAUUUCUCAAUCUCCAAAAGAAGUUCACUACCUAUUCAAAAAUUUGUACAAGAACAAGAAGAAGAAGAAGAUCAGAAAGAACUGACCUUUUUUUCUGAUCACUUGAAAUCGUCGUCGGCGUCAGCUCCAACGACCAGAGACUUGCUGUCGGAAAGUGAAUGUGCCGAUGAUAAUUUCACGACCACCGAGGAAUCUGAAGUGGAGUGGCCGUACUUUGACCAUCGGUUCUAUAAAGCCAGAAGCCCGCAUCGGUCUGAUGACGGUUCGAUUUCCGACGAGGAAAGUUUGAUUGAAAUCGCUCUCCCGACCGGACAUUACGUCAGCCGUAAGUUUGAUGACGUCGACGAGGACGAGGACGAGGACGACACGCCGUUUCGUUACCAGAAACUGUCGGAUUUUCAAAAGAAGAAUCUUGUGGAGGUGUUGGCUGAAAUUAACGACAUCAAUGAGGAGGAGAAUUUGAUCGAGAUCGACAUAUCGAUGGGCUCCAUUAAAUAUUCAAGGUUCGAAAUUGAAGCUUAAAGCAAAAAUUAAAUACACAAAAUAAUAAUAAUAAAAAAAAAAAGGAGAUUUACUGUAAAUUGGUUUUUCAUUUUUCUUUUA